GCGAAGAGUGUACAACUUACAAGAUAAUAAACACCAACUUCCUGUUUACAGUCAGACGCGAAGCUGUAAGCAAAAAGGCACCGUUUUGUCAUCUCAAAUGACCAGUCAUGUGACAGAGGUGUACUAAAAACUGAUGUCUCCAUUUGUUUCUUCACUUGGCUCUGAUUCUUCACGGAGGAUACCGGACAGAGGUUAUCCAACAUGCUAGUUUUGGUCUUUGUUACAGCCUUGCUGGCUUUUGCAUCCAGCAAACCCUGUCAUACUGGAGGAGACAACAGUGAGCUGCUCCUGUCACUCAACAAGAAUCUCCUUCAGUCUUUGGAGACGCAAGAAGGACUCCCCAAUCCAAGUAUCCACUUGGCGUUACGGCUUUCUGAUAACCACAACCUCGCCAAGGAAAGCGAACACCUCACCAAACUCAAAACUGAUUUGCACAAUCACCUGCAAAGCUCUAUUUCAAGCAGCCAGUCAGUGGUUGGGCUCUUGGCGCUGUACACCCUUGCUCUGAGGUCCUCAUGCUAUGACCUCAACACAGUCACAUUCACCGUGGACGGCAAGAGUGAGACACUGCUGACACAACUGAAGAAGCAGAUGGAACGUGAGAAAGACAACAUUGCCUUCAGCCAUCGCCCUUUGACCAACUAUUACCAGUACUCUCUGGGUGUGCUCAGUCUGUGCGUUAGCGGCAUCAGGGUCAACAAUCAUGUCACCCACAAGCUCAUCAAAGCAGUAGGACAUGAAGAUUGUGGGGGUGUUGACACCUCUGCCAUGGCUGGAAUGGCACUGCAGUGUGUGAAGGACUCAGGCUCUCAUGCACACACUGCAGAGCUCGACACAGCCCUUGGCACGAUCAAGCAGAAGCUCCUGGCUUCUCGUAGGGCUGAUGGUCACAUCGGCAAUGAGUUCAGCACAGGUCUUGCUGUUCAAGCAUUACUGGCAAUGGGCACUGAGGUCGCCGAAUGUGAUGCUUCAAUGGAGGCCAUGAGAGCAGCUGCCAGAAGUAACACAUACCACAACCCCAUGGCUGUAUCGCAGACGCUGCCGGCUCUCCAGCAAAAAACCUACCUGACAGUUAAAAGCAAGGCGUGCCUCAAUGAGGAUGACACUCUGGUCCUCGAGCCCACAGAUCCUGUGGUCGUUUUGCCAAGCGAGAGCACAGUGCGUGUGCAGGUGGAAGUGGUGACGUCCAGCGGAGCGGCAGCACGUUACCCUGUGGACGUGCCGAAGGGCAGCUCACUGUUGGAAGCCUUGGAACUGCUCAAGGGGAAAAAUGUUGGCUUCACGUUUGACAAAGAGUCCAGCAUGUGGGGACCUUUCUUAAGUGUGGUGAAUGGAGAGCAAGCCCGACAGAGCGACCGCAGAUACUGGCAACUCUCUUCCAACGGUUCACCUCUCACUGAAGGUGUCGGGGAUUUCAAGAUACAGACGCCUCAAACGAUUUCCAUCAGAAACACAGCCUACUGAUGAUGCAGCAGGGAUUGACGUGAAUGCAAGUGCUUCAGUACACUUUUGUAGUUGCCUGUCUUUGGCCGUUUUAACCAAUGAUUAUGAUCGCUAUCUACUGUGAAUGAAUACCCAUUGUCUCUUCAAAGAAUGUUUUAGUUCUAUUAGGUUAAUUGCCUGAAUCAAAGUGUGAUUAAGAACUGCCAGAACAGACUUGGUUCUGAAUAUUCUUACUUUAGUACGUGAUGUUAUGAUGUUAUGAUGAUGAUUGAUAUAAUGAACACUUUUUUUUUAAAAUGUACUGCACAUUGUGAUUGUGUUGUACUGACUUUCAAAGGUAGGAUUUUUGAUAGGUUUGUGUUUUUGUUACAAACUAAAUUUUAACACGAGUGAAUGACAACAAUUUAUCCAAGAAAAAUUAGACAAUAUUGUGCUAUUAGAUUAUUUCCCCUGCAUGUAGGUAAAGCACUUUUAUGAUGGAUUAUGAAUAUUGCUUUAUUACCAAUACACAACACGUACAGUAAUGUAAAACAAGUAUUAUCGGUUUAGAUCCAUAGUAUGUUACUAUAUUGUAUUUGGACUGAAUAGUUGUUAAACUUCACUAAUAAAACUCUUCAUGUCUUCCAAGGCA
This is a messenger RNA of Mugil cephalus (flathead mullet), 2074 nucleotides long. RefSeq names its product transcobalamin II (gene tcn2). The transcript is spliced from 10 exons. The record is from RefSeq and is a predicted model, not a curated record. NCBI's taxonomy places the organism in Eukaryota, Metazoa, Chordata, Actinopteri, Mugiliformes, Mugilidae. Bases 202 to 1464 code for a protein of 420 amino acids. Gene Ontology annotation, biological process: cobalamin transport. Gene Ontology annotation, molecular function: cobalamin binding.